AUGACGCUCGCAGAGAAGAAAACGGCCUACGAAAAGGCCCAAGCAGAGCUGGCCCAAGAAAGGGCAUCCAUUGAAAACCUCCAGAAGGAGCUCAACUCUGUGAAAAGUACCAAGUACCAGUCACGUUACAAGCCAGGUGCAAAACCGAAGAAAUUGAUAUUCGAAAUGACUGAUGACUCCGAAGAUCUGUCCGAGGGCGAAGAGCCACAUGGAGAAGAAGAUGAAGCAACACCGGACCCCGUAACCAAGCGCCUGAACAAGAUGGAAACCCACAUGAAGAAGCAAUGCUCGCUGAUGCUGAAGCUGAUGACCAAGCUGCCAGGGGCACCCACACCUGUGGAAACGGAACCGACCGACGGGUAUGCAACGUCGCCAUUCUGUGAGGCGAUCGUCAGAAUGACGGUCCCACACCAGCUCCGACUCCCUACCUGGACCACCCUGUACGACGGAACGUCCGACCCAUACAGACACGUCAACGUCUACAAGCUCCGAAUGUGGCAGAUCGGCAUCCCCUAUGACCUGGUCGAACCCGUCAUGUGCAAAUCGUUCGGAGGAACCCUCGACGGAGCAGCUCUGGAAUGGCUCAUGAAAAUCACACUUGGAUCCAUCUACUGCCUGUCCGACCUCAUCAACGCCUUCUACCAUCAAUUCGCCAGCAGUCUCCAGUUGGAGAAACAGACAAGUGACCUCUAUCGGACAGCCAUCGAAGCAUUCAAAAGAGGUCUCAUCCCCAACUCGGAGUUGUAUCGGGAGAUAACCAAAUAUCCCUGCGCAACCUUCGAGGAGGUCAGGUCGAGAGCCACUGCCCAGAUGCGGAUCGAAGACGACGAGAUUACACGAAUGGCUUCUCAGCGAACAGCAGGGGGCAGCAGCGACAUGAGGUCGUACACCCCAAGGAACAACAACUGGCGACACCAGCCGUACAACCGUCAGAACCAGGUACAAAAUGUCAAUCAAUAUGAUGAUGCUAACAAUGUUUACAGGAAUGAGCGGGCCGACCACCCCAACAUCUCCGAAUACGGCUUCAACGUCGACAUCGGAGGUGUGGUGAACGCCCUUCAAAAUGUAGGUGGAACAGUCAGGUGGCCCCGGAAAAGUGACAGACCAGAUUCAAUGAAAGACAUGAGCAAAUGGUGUGAUUUCCACCGCGACAACGGUCACAAAACCGAGGAGUGCAUCUCCCUCAAAAAGGAGGUCGCAUUUCUCCUAAAACGAGGGCAUUUGAAGGAGCUGCUGAGCGACAAAGGGAAGGAAACAUUCAACAAGGAACAGACCGCCCAACCCGACCCGACGACGAGCAGCGACCGACCAAACCCACCUACGUUCAACAAAGUGGUAAAUGUUAUUUCUGGUGGAUCAGAUAUUUGUGGACUAACCUCUUCUGCAGCUAAAAAAAUCAACAGAGGAGAAUCAAGAGCCGUCAAAGAGGGGCAGACAGAGAAUGAAAUCAUAUUAAACAAGUCCCUGAUAGCAAUGGCUAUCACCUUCGACGACUCAGAUUCAGUAGAUACACGGCGAGAACACCAUGACGGGCUGGUAAUAUCACUUCCAAUAGGCAACGCCCUGAUCAAAAGGAUAUUGGUCGACAACGGAAGUUCAACAAACGUGUUAUUCUUGGAGGCGCUGCAGGAAAUGGGACUCGAGGAAAAGAACAUCAUUAAGAGAUCAACGGUCCUGGCAGGGUUCAGCGGAGAAUCAUUGCGAACUGUUGGAGAAAUAUCACUGCCCACCUAUGCAGAAGGAGUCAAUGUCAUGACAAAAUUCAACGUCGUCGAUUGCCCGUCAGCAUACAAUGUCAUAUUGGGACGACCAUGGAUCCACAAAAUGAAAGCAGUACCCUCGACGUACCACCAGUCAAUCAAAUUCCCGACCAAAUGGGGGGUCAUGGAAAUCAAAGGGCAGCAAAGAGAUGCAAAGAAAUGCUACGAAACCGCACUGAAAGCAUCAAAAUCCUCCAUCUAG
Spinacia oleracea (spinach) is the source of this 1962-nucleotide messenger RNA. RefSeq lists its product as uncharacterized. The coding region runs from base 1 to 1962 and encodes 653 amino acids. The record is from RefSeq and is a predicted model, not a curated record. The transcript has 2 exons. NCBI's taxonomy places the organism in Eukaryota, Viridiplantae, Streptophyta, Magnoliopsida, Caryophyllales, Amaranthaceae.